GCUGACAUCAGUACUGGGCAGGGAGGAAUGGGCUGGCUGCUGCUGCCGCUGGGAGAGUGGAGAGAGAGAGAGCAGAGCGCACAAAGGGCUCAUCCUGAGCGGACGUGUCAGCGCUGCAUCCCGCCCCAGAUUUGGCAGGCACUUGCGUUAGCCACCGAGGGGUUAAGGAAUCUAUUUCAGGAUGCCACUGGAAGAGGACGGGCCGAGCUGGAAGAAAAGGACUGAAGACAUUAGGGAUAUCUAUGAAUUCCGGGAUGUGCUGGGAACAGGGGCUUUUUCGGAAGUGGUCCUUGCGGAGGAGAAGAAAACACAGAAGCUGGUAGCAAUAAAAUGCAUCCCCAAAAAAGCUCUAGAAGGGAAAGAGACCAGCAUUGAAAACGAGAUUGAGGUGUUGAGGAAGGUCAAACAUGCAAAUAUUGUGUCACUGGAGGACAUCUAUGAGAGCCGCAGUCACCUCUACCUCAUAAUGCAACUGGUGUCUGGUGGGGAAUUGUUUGACAGGAUUGUAGAGAAAGGCUUCUACACGGAAAAAGACGCCAGUCAGCUUAUCAAACAGAUUCUGGAUGCUGUGAAGUAUCUGCAUGACAUGGGGAUUGUACACCGAGAUCUGAAGCCGGAGAAUUUGUUAUACUACAGUCUGGAUGAAGAUUCCAAAAUCAUGAUCAGCGAUUUUGGGCUGUCCAAGAUCGAGGGAUCCGGAAGUGUCAUGUCCACGGCCUGUGGGACACCUGGAUAUGUAGCUCCCGAGGUUUUAGCUCAGAAGCCGUACAGUAAAGCGGUGGAUUGCUGGUCGAUUGGCGUCAUAGCAUACAUCCUACUGUGUGGUUAUCCCCCGUUCUAUGAUGAAAAUGAUGCCAAACUUUUUGAGCAGAUUUUGAAAGCGGAAUACGAGUUUGAUUCUCCAUACUGGGAUGAUAUUUCUGACUCGGCGAAAGACUUUAUUCUGCAUUUAAUGGAGAAGGAUCCAAACAAGCGCAUCACAUGUGACCAAGCCCUACAACAUCCAUGGAUUGCUGGGGAUACGGCUCUGGAUAAGAAUAUUCACGAAUCAGUCAGUGAACAGAUCAGAAAGAAUUUUGCCAAAAGUCGGUGGAAGCAAGCAUUUAAUGCCACCGCUGUAGUUCGUCACAUGCGUAAACUGCAACUGGGGACCAGCCAGGAGGGGCCGGGGCAAACCACACCCACCAGCCCAUGUCAUGGUAACCUACUGGUGCCUGGAGACAACCAUGGGUCCCUUUCAGACAACUGUCAAGACUGCUGUUCCCAAAAAUCUCCUGAAAACAACUCCCUAACAUACACCACUCAUCACUGCCCCCAAUCCAACCGGGUCUAGGAGUGAUCGAGGUGCAUCUGGGAUACAGUGCCACAAGAAGUAAAGGAAGGCGGCCUAGUUGAGUGUUGACCAGGGCUCGCCAACUACCAAGGGCAGACCUUCAAGCAAGGACAGGCCUUACUUGUCAAACCACGGGGGGUGGGAGUGGGCAGAGUGGGCACUGGAAAGAGGCAGAAUCAGGCCCAUCUGUGUGUGUGUGUGUGCGUGAUCGUUCGUGAGCGUGUGUGUUUGAUGACGAGCAAUUGCGGGCCUGAUGGGAAGAUGGAAAUGUUUACAGAUAAUCAAAGGGCGUCCUUGUUUUUGUAAAAUGUUGCCUGCACAUGUACGUGGGUGUGGGAGUGUUUAAUUUUUUUUCUGUAUCAAGGUAUAGACUCUCGCUGCUGUAUAAUUUGGCUUCCAGUGAAGACAAUUUUUGAUUAUGCUAGGAAGAGAACGAAGUCUGGAAGGUCCAAAAUGGCUCCUAGCUGGUUCAAGGACACCACAAAGUUUUUGUAGCGGUGAAACACUAGGUGGGGUAUCAUCCAUUUUUCUACGUGGUGGACUAUGAAAGUGGUCUAAGAACAAGGGGCUUCUGCUUAAUCUAUCUUUUGGAGGCUUUUACAUCGGUGAAGGUUUUACCUGUUCUUCCAGGUCUUGGGCGUGUUUUCAGGCUUUAUUUUUUGUUUUCUAAUUUGGUGCAGGUGUCCAUGUGCAUUCUCUGCACCUCAAAGUGAAGUUAUGACAAUGACCAACGUUUCAAAAGGAAAUGCGCUCUUGUACUUAUUGCAAGGCCUUCUGGGUAUUUCUACCAUUUUGAUGACUUUUUGUUUUGUGUCUAGUGAUGAUAAAAUGCAAAAAAUGUUCUAUGUAUCUCUUGAAAUUUUAACACGUUUUAUAGCGACAAAUCUGCUGGGCCAACCAGUAUUACCAAGUCAACCUUGUACGGGUCGAUGUGAUGGAUGAGGGUUGAAAUCUCUUACUAGGUUUCUUCUGUUGAUCUGUAGCCAAAUAUAGAGUAUCCAAAGGGACAUCUUAAAGCAUACCAAUUUGCAGGUCGUCUUUGUUUUUUUUCUCAAAACCGAUAAAUUCAUACUUUGACCAUCAACUU
Messenger RNA from Rana temporaria (common frog), 2420 nucleotides. RefSeq names its product calcium/calmodulin dependent protein kinase I (gene CAMK1). Gene Ontology annotation, biological process: peptidyl-serine phosphorylation. The record is from RefSeq and is a predicted model, not a curated record. The transcript has 12 exons. The coding region runs from base 182 to 1333 and encodes 383 amino acids. Gene Ontology annotation, molecular function: calcium/calmodulin-dependent protein kinase activity; ATP binding; calmodulin binding. NCBI's taxonomy places the organism in Eukaryota, Metazoa, Chordata, Amphibia, Anura, Ranidae. Gene Ontology annotation, cellular component: intracellular anatomical structure.